AUGUACUCAGGCUUUGGCGGUGGGUAUGACCCCGCUAACCCGGAGCACCUCUACAACAUGGCUCGCCAUGGACGACGACCCAUCAUGCAACGCUUCGACGAAUACUACCGAUGCUAUCCUCUCAUUAUGGCCCCUGGAGCUGAGCGACCAGAGCUCAACUACGGAUCAAAGAUUAUUCUGCCACCCUCGGCUCUCGAUAAGGUGUCCAAGCUCCACGUACAGUGGCCUCUGCUUAUGGAGUUGAUCAACGGAGAGAAGGGAUGCCAUUCGCAUGCUGGUGUGUUGGAAUUUAUCGCAGAGGAAGGCAGAGCAUACAUUCCUCAAUGGAUGAUGGUGACACUUGGCAUGGAUGUAGGUGAUAUGAUCCAAAUCCGCACAACAUCUCUGGAGCUGGCCAAGAUGGUUAAGCUACAGCCCCAGUCUGUCAAUUUCCUUGAGAUUAGUGAUCCCAAGGCAGUACUGGAGAAGGCGUUCCGUAACUUUGCCACCCUGACCAAGGGUGAUGUUUUCAACUUCUCCUAUAACGACGAAGUAUACGAUGUGGCUGUUCUUGAUGUCAAACCUGAGACGGACAAGAUGGGAGUCAGUAUGAUCGAAACCGAUGUGUCGGUAGAGUUCGCACCACCAGUCGGUUACGUGGAACCCGAACGCCAGAGCGGAACAAGCACCCCCAGAAGCACACGAGGCGGUGUUCCUGCCGGAGGUCUACUACACAACCAAGGAACCAUGGCUCAGGCCAUCAACUAUAAUGCGAUCGCUCCGUCAGUUACCAGCAACGUGACCAACUUCCUUGGAGAGGGCCAGAAGCUUGUCAAGAAGGGCAGCAAGGCACCAACACCAAAGCCAGCCACUCCUGUUCCUACAGUGGAUAUACCUGGAAUGCCUAAGCGCCGCGACGGUGCCCCGGCGGCCCUCCGUCUGCCACCAAAUAAGCUUUUCUUCGGAUACGAGAUUAAGCCUGUAAAGACGGACGCCGAUAAGGAGAAGGAAAAAGAGAACGCCAACAAGCCCCAAUUUGCCGGUCAGGGUCAAACUCUCCGAGGUGCGGUUAAGAGAAAGGGGGAGGGAGACGACAAGACCAAGGCACCCGAGAAGAAGGGCACUAGUGAAGGAAACAGACUGGAUGGUCGACGACCGAGGUAA
Molecule: messenger RNA, 1143 nt
Organism: Fusarium sp. VM40
Lineage: Eukaryota; Fungi; Ascomycota; Sordariomycetes; Hypocreales; Nectriaceae
Source: the annotation of a GenBank genome assembly